Messenger RNA from Pedinophyceae sp. YPF-701, 375 nucleotides. Lineage: Eukaryota; Viridiplantae; Chlorophyta; Pedinophyceae. The record is from the annotation of a GenBank genome assembly.
AUGCCCGAGGACGAGAAGAUGGAGGUCGAGGGGGAGCAGAAUGACGCCCAGGCAAAGCACAAGGCCGGGAAGAAGAAGCGCUUCGAGAUCAAGAAGUGGAACGCCGUCGCGAUGUGGUCCUGGGCCAUCUGCACCGACACCUGCGCCAUCUGCCGCAACAACCUCUACGAGCCCUCCAUCGAGUACCAGGCCGCGCCAACGGGCGACUCCGAGGCGCCCGGCCUGUCGAUCGCCUGGGGCUCGUGCGGCCACGUGUUCCACCUGGACUGCAUCCAGAGGUGGCUGAAGACGCGCAGCGUGUGCCCGCUGUGCAACAAGGAGUGGGACUACUCGAAGAUCGAGAAGAUCCUCGCGGGCUCCGGGAACAUCGACUAA